Molecule: messenger RNA, 654 nt
Organism: Camellia sinensis
Lineage: Eukaryota; Viridiplantae; Streptophyta; Magnoliopsida; Ericales; Theaceae
Source: RefSeq, a predicted model, not a curated record
AUGGGGAAAAAUUCAUUGAAGGAUUUAGAUCUUUCGAAUAAUUUUCUUACUGGUUUAGAGAAACUUUCAUGUCUAAACUCACUUAAAGUUCUUGAUCUGUCUAAUAUCAAUUUCAGUGGCAUUAUUCCACAUUGUUUAGGAAACUUUAGCAUUUACAAAAGGAACUCUUUUGGAAUUGCAGGUCUGGUCUUGAGAUUUAAUAGGUUUCAUGGUCAUAUAGACGCCUUUAAGACCAAGAGUAAAGUUCCUUUCACUAAGUUGAUGAUUAUUGACAUAUCUUACGAUGAGUUCAGUGGCCUUUUGCCAACCAAUUAUAUCAAAAAAUUUGAAGCAGUGAUGAAUGUGGAUGAACAUGCAAUGAAAUUGAAAUUGAAAUACAUGGGUGAUAUCUAUUAUUACGAUUAUGUGGUGGUGAUUAUGAAAGGACAUGAGAUUGAAUUUUCAAGAAUCUUAACCAUCAUGUCAAUCAUUGAUUUAUCGAGCAACAAAUUUAUAGGAGAGAUUUCGAAAUCCAUUGGGAGACUUAAUUCACUUCUAGAUCUUAACUUAUCUCAUAACCUCAAAGGCCAUAUCCCAACUUCACUUGGAAAUUUGAAAAACCUUGAAUCAUUGGAUCUAUCCUCAAAUAAGUUUCUUGGGGAGAUUCCUCAAUAA